AAAGGGGGCGGGGGGACUCGACUUGUUGUGUUGCUGCUCGAGAGCCGGAUACAGUCGUUCUGCGGCCGUGCCGCUUCCAGUCUCCAGACCAUGUCUCACUUAGUCGAGCCGCCGCCGCCCUUGCACAACAACAACAACAACUGCGAGGAAGGGGAGCAGCCCCUGCCGCCGCCCGCUGGCCUCAACAGUUCCUGGGUGGAGCUACCCAUGAACAGCAGCAAUGACAAUGAUAAUGGAAAUGGGAAGAAUGGGGGGCUGGAGCACGUUCCCUCUUCCUCUUCCAUCCACAAUGGAGACAUGGAGAAGAUCCUUCUGGAUGCACAGCAUGAGUCUGGACAGAGCAGCUCAAGAGGCAGUUCUCACUGUGACAGCCCUUCACCACAAGAAGAUGGGCAGAUCAUGUUUGAUGUUGAGAUGCACACCAGCAGGGACCACAGCUCUCAGUCAGAAGAAGAAGUUGUAGACGGAGAAAAAGAAGUUGAGGCUUUGAAGAAAAGUGCCGACUGGGUAUCAGACUGGUCCAGUAGACCUGAGAACAUUCCACCCAAAGAGUUCCAUUUCAGACACCCUAAACGUGCUGCAUCUCUAAGCAUGAGGAAGAGUGGAGCCAUGAAGAAAGGGGGCAUUUUUUCUGCAGAGUUCCUAAAGGUCUUCAUCCCGUCUCUCUUCCUUUCUCAUGUGUUGGCUCUGGGGCUGGGAUGGUAAAACACACCAUUGUGGAGCAUGAUUCUGGAAUACACUGCAUCUAUAUUGGAAAACGACUGAGCACACCUUCUGCCAGCACCUACUGAGGGAGACGAAAAGCCCCUGGAAAUUCGUGUGGCCUGUGAAGUGGUGUAUUGUAGUUUGAAUUUGAGACCUAUUGUAAGCAUGAUCCCCACCUACAACAACCCUAUUUUUACAUACCCAAAUCCAGUAACUCUCAAAUCCAGUAUUUUACUCAAACUCUGUUGGGGCAUUUUACUAACCUUGUUCCCUUUUUGGCCUGUAAGACACUUUAGAGAUU
Mastomys coucha (southern multimammate mouse) is the source of this 1006-nucleotide messenger RNA. RefSeq names its product BCL2 interacting protein 3 like (gene Bnip3l). The transcript is spliced from 7 exons. The record is from RefSeq and is a predicted model, not a curated record. Gene Ontology annotation, cellular component: mitochondrial envelope; nucleus; mitochondrial outer membrane. Lineage: Eukaryota; Metazoa; Chordata; Mammalia; Rodentia; Muridae. Gene Ontology annotation, biological process: defense response to virus; positive regulation of apoptotic process; mitochondrial outer membrane permeabilization. The coding region runs from base 91 to 705 and encodes 204 amino acids.